Molecule: messenger RNA, 174 nt
Organism: Haemonchus placei
Lineage: Eukaryota; Metazoa; Nematoda; Chromadorea; Rhabditida; Trichostrongylidae
Source: the annotation of a GenBank genome assembly
AUGUUCCGAGCAAACUUUGAACACAUUAAUGAAGUUGUGCCGCAUUUCAACGCUACGCGGAAAGUAAAUUUGGUGGUGCUGCACACUCGUGCAAAGUCGAACGACUUUUCUUCAGAAGUUCUGAAUCGGCGAGCUGCCCUGAUAAGAGCAUUCUUCAGUGACUCAAGAAGGUAG